Messenger RNA from Micropterus salmoides (largemouth bass), 1135 nucleotides. Its product is annotated as gap junction Cx32.7 protein-like. The record is from RefSeq and is a predicted model, not a curated record. Gene Ontology annotation, biological process: cell communication. Gene Ontology annotation, cellular component: connexin complex. NCBI's taxonomy places the organism in Eukaryota, Metazoa, Chordata, Actinopteri, Centrarchiformes, Centrarchidae.
ACCAUAAACUUAGCAGCCUUAACUACUUAGGGAAGUCGUCUGGAUUUGUACAUCAUUAUUUGAGCUACUGUCUCACAUUCUCUGUAUUAAGAUUUGCAGUGUUUGGUAUUAACCAAGGUUAAUGUCUUGGUUUUCAGCAGAUAAGUAGCUUCUGUUUUGGAGAAUCCAGCUGUGGCUUCUAUCAGCAGACUCACAGGCCUGCGAGAAAUGAUAAAAUGAGUUUGGCCUUGUGAGAGAGUCUGACUUUUACACCGACAGUGAUUUCUAAAGAAGGACAACUGGUGACUGACAUGGGCGAAUGGGAUCUGCUGGGCCGCUUGUUGGAAAUGCAGAGCCACUCCACAGUGAUCGGGAAGGUCUGGCUCACCGUGCUGUUUGUGUUCCGCAUCCUGGUCCUGCACACCGGCGCUGAGAAGGUAUGGGGCGAUGAGCAAUCUGACUUUGUCUGCAACACUCAGCAGCCUGGCUGUGAGAAUGUCUGCUACGACAAAGCCUUCCCCAUCUCUCACGUUCGCUUUUGGGCCCUCCAGAUUAUUGCUAUAGCAACUCCGAAGCUUCUAUAUCUCGGUCACGUACUUCAUGUGAUCCACACUGAGAAGAAGGUGAAGGAGAGGAAGAAGCAUGCUGAUUUGGAUGACCAGGCCACUCUGUUCCUUAGGAGGGCCUACAAAGUUCCCAAGUACACCAAGAGCACUGGCAAGAUCAGCAUCCGUGGCAGUGUCCUUCGCAGUUAUGUCCUCCAUCUUCUGGCCAAGAUUAUCCUGGAGGUUUUGUUCAUCGGGGGUCAGUACUUUCUUUACGGUUUCACACUCCAGCCUCGUUAUGUCUGCACUAGCUCACCUUGCCCUCACAAAGUGGACUGCUUCCUGUCCAGGCCCACAGAGAAGUCAGUCAUCAUCUGGUUCAUGCUGGUGGCAGCAAUUGUCUCCCUCAUCCUCAGCCUGGUGGAGCUGUUAUACCUGUGUUCGAAAGCUGUGAAGGAGUGCAUGACGAGGAGGCAGGAUUACACAGUGACCCCGGUAACACCUCCACUUUUGGGAAGGAAAGCUUUUAAAGACGUGACGAGAUGAUCCAAAAUUCUGUGAACCUGGAGCUGGAGCUCCAAGGAAGAAAAUUGGGGUCGAACGGGGUCACA